Messenger RNA from Zonotrichia leucophrys gambelii, 5833 nucleotides. RefSeq names its product serine/threonine-protein phosphatase 4 regulatory subunit 1-like. The record is from RefSeq and is a predicted model, not a curated record. Gene Ontology annotation, molecular function: protein phosphatase regulator activity. The transcript is spliced from 20 exons. The coding region runs from base 125 to 2974 and encodes 949 amino acids. Gene Ontology annotation, biological process: protein dephosphorylation. Lineage: Eukaryota; Metazoa; Chordata; Aves; Passeriformes; Passerellidae.
UCGACCCCCGGCAGCCGCUGCUCCUUCACCCGGUGGCGUUUCGGGGCUGACCCGGCGACAGGAAGCACCCGCGGCUCCUCCCUGUGCCCUCCCGCUCCUCCUCCUCGCCCAUGUCCAUUUCAAGAUGGCCGGGAUCCCUUUGUAUUUUGUGGAUUUGCAGGAUGACUUAGAUGAUUUUGGCUUUGAAGAUUAUGGCCCAGACUGUGACAGCAUGAGGAUAACAGCAUUCUUGGAUAUUCCUGGCCAGGAUAACUUAACUCCACUGGCUCGUCUGGAGAAAUAUGCCUUCAGUGAUAAUGUAUUUAACAGGCAAAUUAUUGCCAGGGGACUUCUGGAUGUCUUUCGAGAUUUCAGUACCAAUGAAGAAGACUUUCUGACUGUGAUGGAAAUAGUGGUCAGGCUCUCUGAAGAUGCAGAGCCAACUGUUCGCACAGAGCUGAUGGAGCAGAUUCCUCCUAUUGCCAUCUUUCUACAAGAAAGUCGACCAAAAUUCCCAACAGCAUUUUUUGAAUACCUUAUGCCCAUAGUAGUGAGGUACCUCACAGAUGUUAACAAUCAGGUCAGAAAGGCAGGCCAGGAAGCACUGCUGAUUCUGCUGGAACAAGAUCUUGUGGCUCAGAGUGACAUUGAAAAUAAGGUGUGUCCAAUUCUGCUGGACCUCUCUGCUCCUGACAGUGAUGAUGAGUACAAGGUGGAAGCUGUCAAUAUAAUCUGUAAAAUGGCUUCUAUGUUGAGCAGAACAACAGUUGAGCACAUGCUGCUGCCUCGUUUCUGUGAGCUGUGCAGUGAUGGGAAAUUGUUCCAAGUCCGAAAGAUUUGUGCAGCUAAUUUUGGGGACAUUUGUAAUGCAGUUGGGCAAGAAGCCACUGAAAGACUGCUGAUUCCCAAGUUCUUUGAGCUGUGUUCUGACAGUGUGUGGGGAAUGAGGAAGGCCUGUGCUGAAUGCUUUAUGGCAGUGUCCUACACCACGUCCCCAGAGGUUCGCAGGAGCAAACUGUCCCCCCUGUUCAUCAGCCUGAUCAGUGACACCUGCAGAUGGGUUCGUCAGGCUGCUUUUCAGUCUCUUGGCCCAUUUAUUUCUACCUUUGCAAACCCUUCAAGUGCUGGGCUGUACAUUCGGGAGGAUGGGACACUGAGUAUCCGACCACCAGCACAGGAUGUGAAUUCCAAUCCCUGUCAGCCAAGCAACAAUAUCACUGUGAUGCCUUCCAGUGCCAGUGCUGCACUGUCCAGCUCAGAACAACCAAUGGAAAUCAAACCAGAAUCAUCGACUGAGCAGACUUCAGCAGAAGUUCAUACCAAGCUCUCUGAGGACCUAAAUAAAAAUUCAUUGGAACAAAGUUCAGAUUGUUGUGCCAGCCCAGGAGAAGAUGCGUCUGCCUUGUGUCAGGGUGACAAAGCUGCUGCUGGUGGCUCUGGAGGCACGAAGGAGAGCAGCGUUCCGGGGCUGGGCUCGGAUGUGUUUAACACAUUCCUGUACUGGCGCCCUCCUCUGCCCGACAUCAGCCACGACCUGGAGCUGCUGCAGUUCAAGGCUGACAAGCACAACGAUGGCUGCUCUGGGCCGUGCAAUAACUGUGUUGCUAGCAAUGAAAUUAAAAAGGUUCUAGAAAGCUUACAGGAGCACAUAGAUGAUCCAGAUGUUCAAGCUCAGGUCCAAGUGCUGUCUGCUGCUCUCAGAGCUGCUCAGUUUGAUUCUGUUGGUGACUGUGACACCAAAAAAAUGGAAGAAAGUGGUGACAAUCUUCAGAACAAAAUGAUUUUGGAUGAAACAGUGGUUUCAGAUGCUGCCUGCAAGCAGGUGCAGGGGGACACUCUUUCAUCCCCUGCCUCCCAGGGUGACAUCAGUGACCAGUCAAGCACCAGUGUGCUGAAAAGCACAGACUCAGAGGAACAACACAGAGGAACCAGUGUCUUUUUGAGGAAAGAGCAAGAAAAUAAUCCACCAUUUGAAGAUGACAAGUCAAAAUUACAGGACAUCAUCCCCCAGCCUUUACUGGACCAGUACCUGUCCAUGACUGACCCUGCUCGGGCCCAGACUGUUGACACUGAGAUUGCCAAGCACUGUGCCUACAGCCUGCCUGGGGUGGCCCUGACACUGGGCAGGCAGAACUGGCACUGCCUCAAGGACACCUAUGAGACUCUGGCUUCAGAUGUACAGUGGAAGGUGCGGCGCACUCUGGCCUUCUCCAUCCACGAGCUGGCCGUGAUCCUGGGGGAUCAGCUCACAGCUGCUGAUCUGGUGCCAAUUUUCAAUGGCUUCCUGAAAGACCUGGAUGAAGUGCGAAUCGGUGUCCUCAAACACCUCUAUGACUUUCUGAAGCUACUUCAUGCAGACAAAAGGAGGGAGUAUCUUUACCAGCUGCAAGAAUUUGUGGUGACUGAUAACAGCAGGAACUGGAGGUUUCGUUACGAGCUGGCAGAGCAGCUGAUCCUGAUCCUGGAGCUCUACAACCCCAAUGAUGUCUAUGACUACCUAAGGCACAUUGCACUGACUCUGUGCUCCGAUAAAGUGGCAGAAGUUCGGUGGAUCUCCUUCAAACUGGUUGUAGCAAUACUGCAGAAGUUCUACACCAACAGUGCCAAUGCCCUGGGAUUGAAUUUCAUCAACGAGCUCGUGGUGCGCUUUCGCCACUGCUCCAAGUGGGUUGGCAGACAAGCCUUUGCCUUCAUUUGUCAGGCUGUAGUAGAAGAGGAGUGCAUGCCUGUGGACCAGUUUGUUGAACAUUUACUCCCCAGCCUUCUAAGCCUUGCAUCAGAUCCUGUGCCCAACGUCAGAGUCCUGCUGGCCAAGGCUCUCAGGCAGACCCUGCUGGAGAAAGCUUAUUUUAAAAGUGUUGGCAAUCCUCAUCUAGAAGCUGCAGAAGAGACCAUUCUAGCCCUGCAGUCUGACAGAGAUCAAGAUGUGUCUUUCUUUGCCACCAUAAAACUGAAACAGGAUAACAUGGACAAUAUCACCAUUGAAAAACAAUGAGUUGUGGUGCAGUGAAGGCUGAACAGCAGGAUGGUUUUUCACCUAGUUUCUGUUAGUGUGAGUAAUGAGGACAGAUAAGGUGGGUUUUGUUACCUAUUUGAGCAGGAAAGGGGCUGUUGAGAAAUGUUGCAGUCUCCAUUUCAUGACCUUGUUUCAUCCACAGCGGUGUGUUUGAUUCCUGUGAGUAAUUCCUUCCUUUUGGUUUUCCCUUCAUAAAUGGAGGUGAUAACUGUGACCUCACCUGCACCUCAGUACUGUCUGUAAAGUCUCACACCACACUCUGUGUUUAAGCAUCAUUGGAAUUUACAUUUCAUUUUUUAAACAAAAUAUUUCUGUUAGUACAAGUUUGCUAUAAGCUUAAAAAGAUUGCUAAAUCUUAAAACCUGAUUGUAGCAAACUUUCCUGAAGCUGUUCUUUCCUCACUUUUAUUAUAAUCUUUGUACUGUUCCACCUACUGCAUUUAUUUGAAAAAAAAAAAAGUGUAUAUAUGUGAAUAGUUUUGAAUUGUAACAAAAAAUUAUGAAGAACUUAAUUCUGUAUCAGUGGGAAUAGCUCAAAAAUAAUUUCAUUUUUUAAAGUAGGUUCACUGCUAGAAUUAAGCAUUAAGCAUUUUUAUGUGUGAUACUUUUCAAAGCACAGAGAGCUCAAGAUUCUUUGUAUAUUGUGAGUUUUCUGUUAAUUUGUUCCUUCUGAGCUGUGCCCUUACAGUGCUGACAGAUCAUAACAGCAACAUUUCUGAGUGCCCUUGCAGGUGCUACAGGUCAGGUUCUGCUGCUGCUGCCUCAACCAGGAGCAGAAUGGAGAGCUCCUAAGUGGAAAAUUCAGUUCAGCACCAGGAGCUGUACAAGGGAAUCACAGGGAGAUCCAGGCCUGGGUCUGUGUGUUCUGCAUGCACACCUCAUGUAACAAACACCUUUUAACCUGCCCACUGCUUAAACCCCAAACAGCUUUUCCUAAGAAACAAAGGAGCUCUAAAUUCUGCAAAACCCCAGUGGGGAAAUGGCUCUGCAGCCUCUGUGGGUUGGAGGGCAAACUCUGGGGCAAACACCAAGUCAGAAUGUGAGGUGAACUGGGAUGGCUCCUGUCUGUUGGAACAGGGGCUUGGAAGAAAGAGCAGAAUUGUGUUAGUCCAGUUGGCCUCAGAAAAAUGGUAAAGCUUCUACUUCUGCUGGACCCUGUCUUCUUUUGGAUCCCAAAUCUGCAAUAAUGUGGGUCCUGGAAAAAAAAAAGGUCUUUUUUAUUUAUUGUGGAUAGAAACUUUGUCCAGCUCAAAAACUAAUGCUUAAACACUAAAGAAAUGCUUUCAUUGCUAACAGUUACUUUCUUUCUGAGAGCAGAAUCCUUUCUCCUCAGCAGACCUGUGUAAAUAUUCACCCUUAUUUCAUGUUCCAUAGUCAGUAGUUCACAUGGGGGAAGGUUUUCACAGAAAUACCUGUUCUGGUUUUGUUUGGAUGUGGCAAUACAGUGAGUAGGUUCCUCAGCUGGCUUCUGUAUUUUGGGAGGGCUCACUUUUGUAUGAGUUAACCAGUCAUGUAUUAUAAUAUGUACAGUAUUUGUAGCAAAUUGUUUUCUUGAAAGAUCACAAAAUGCUGUUUGGAAGUUGCAGGCAGAAAUACACCACUGCUACUGCAGCAAACAGUGUAAACUCUGCAAUAUUCUACAUUUAAUUUUUUACAGUUUUUUUUAUAAUUUAAAACAAAUGCUUCUUCAGUACAGACUUUUUAUGAUUACAAUUUCUUAACAAAAAGACCCCUCAAAUUAAUUUUUUCUAGUUCUAAUAUCUUUUCCUAAUGCUGGCAUUAUACUGAUAUUUUCUAACAGUUCAGAUUUUCUAAAGCCUUUCUGACAAGGUUUCACUUCUGUUUUUUAUUAUCAGUUCAUUAAAUUUCUCAGCACUGAACAGAUUUUUUUAAGCUUGUGUAUAUGUAAGUAUGUUUGAAAUAACUGUAUAUAAAUUAAAUACCCUGAACAUUAACCCAACCCAGGUUGCUGUUUGUCAGAUCACCUUCAAUAAUUCCUUGACUUGCAAUAAUCCACUGGGAAACACAAGCUUCCAUAGGGUUUAGCAUGUUUGGUUACUGUUCAGCAGGAGUUUUUAACUAGGAUGUGUCAAGGGUAAGCCACCAGCUAGAAAAGUUCACUAAAAGGCUGAACCAAGUUCUUUGUUUUUUAACAAUAUUUUGGUACCUCUCUGGCUCCCAAAUUCAGGUUGGUUUUGAACGAGGUGAUUUCAGUCAGGUGUUUAAAACCUCCUGUUACACUCCACAGCUGCAUGUCCUAAUGGGGGCCAGCAUAGCUCUGGGAUGGGGUUUUUGUAGACAAUGUGCAGGUCUGGGACCCAGAUUUACCCUCUGCAAGUUUGUCCUUUUGGUUUAGUUUUAAACUAGAGAUGAUUUCAGCAUGACUAAAGGCUGCACUUUAUGUCUUGUCUAGACAAAUGUAUGCAAUGAGUGUGUUCAUGUGCAGUUCUCUGGGUUGUUUAAAUUAUGCAAAAUAUGUAUUUAAAAAGCCAGGUGGAGCAAAGUUAGGUUAGUCCAUCCACUUUGACAGCAGCAGUAAGGACAUCACUUUUCAGCAUUUCCAGCUAAGGAACAUGACAAUAACAGUAGUUGGUGCAAUAUUGCUGGGAUGCUGUAGGGAAUGAGCCAGCACAGUGAUCCAAAGCAUGUUGGUGAUGUUGUUUAGGUCUGAGCCUCCUUGUGGCCCUGGUGGGAUGGGCAUGUGGCAGCUGUGUCACCACACCGAGGUGUUCAGAGCCCACUCAAGUGGGGACACUCUGGAAGUGUCACCCAUUUGUCAGAAUAAAGAAUCUAUGUAACUUUCUAUUUGUAUUUAUCUCAAUAAAUCCUGUGACUGUUU